UUUUAUUUUCCUGUAAAUUCAUUGUAUCAAAACUUGUGCCCCCAGUAGAAUUCAUACAAAGCAAACUAAAAGCCAUAUGAGGACUAAAAUCACUGAAGCAAAUACUCAAUAACGAAAUAAAACGUUUUCUAAAUUCUUUAAAAAAUGAAGAUAACCAAGUUCCGUCAGAAUUGAUUGUAUGUAAAUCUAAAAAAUGUUUGGGAAAAUUAUAUUGUUUGGGGAAUGUUUGUGAGAAUUUAUAAAUGUUUUCCGGAAUUGGUUGUGAGAAUUUUUAAAUGUUUUCCGGAAAAAUGUUUGUGAGAAUUUAUUAAUGUUUUCCGGAAAAAUGUUGGUCGAAAGUUAUAGAUGUUUUUCGGAAAUGUUUGUAAGAAAUCGUAGAUGUUUUUCCGGAAUUGUUCUAAGGGAAUUAAUGUUUUCCGGAAAAAUGUUUGUGGGAAUUUAUAGAUGUUUUCCGGAAUUGGUUUAGGGGACUCUUUAUAAAUGUUUUCCGGAAAUGUUUGUAGGAAAUCGUAGAUGCUUUUCCGGAAUUGUUCGAAGGAAUUUAUUGUUUUCCGGAAUUGGUUGUGGGAACUGUUUAUAAAUGUUUUCCGGAAUGUU
Meloidogyne enterolobii is the source of this 597-nucleotide messenger RNA. NCBI's taxonomy places the organism in Eukaryota, Metazoa, Nematoda, Chromadorea, Rhabditida, Meloidogynidae. The record is from the annotation of a GenBank genome assembly.